AUGCGCGCCGCGGCGACGCCGGGCGACGUGGACGCCACACCGUCGUCCUCGUACGUCUUGGACGCCCAAGAUGUCCGCGAUUACCACCCUCACGGCGCUGGAAACGCGCAUUGCGUCUUCGCCUACGGUUCCCACGGGCCCCGUCCCGAACUCCGCCGCUCGCUCCUUCGCACCCGUCGCUCGACUCGAACGGACGGACGGGACGACGCGUGGCGAUGUCAUCCCCUCGAUGCCGCGAUCUGGGGCGUCGAUCGCGCGCUGGCGGACUGGGUGACGUUGGACGCGCGGGCGAGGGAGGCGUUUUUCGCGCGCGCGGGCGCGGAGGGCGCGCCCGGACGAUGGAGGGACGACGUCGGGAUCGUCGAGCUCACGCCCGAGGGAGCGACGGCGUUAGCGGAGAGAGAUCGUUUAGAAUGUUCACGAACGAUGGAGGCGGGUUCGGAAGGGAUGUGGGAAAAGAAGUUGUUCGGCGCGCGACGGUCGAGCGCGGCGGAGACGCGCGCGCAACUGUCAGAGUUGGCGACGGCGACGAGUGAUUAUUUGAACACCGCGCGCGUGGACGACUUGGAAGAUCAGAAACGGCUUCCCGGGCGCAUGAACGUUGGUUCGAUUGAGAUUAAACCAAAGUCGUUCGUCGGUGCCGUCCGAGAGGGAGUCGGAAGGGUGUGGAGGUUUCCGGCGCAUCAAACAUUGAAGGCGCGCGACGGACGCGCGACGGAGGUGAGCGAGUACGCGCCGAUCGAUUUAUUAGGGGACGAGGAGGCCGUUCGACGAGCGUGCGAUGCGUUGAUUCGUUGUCCUCAGAACAAUAUGAAAGAGACGCUUCAUACGAUCAAGGAUGAGCGACACAAAUUGAUGCUUCGUGACGCGCUGCCAAAAGUGAUUGAGGACGCGCGAGACGUGUUCAGCUUUAUAUUUAGCCAUCAAGUAAACGGGGGCGAUGACGACCCCAUGACGUUCCGUGUCGUCGAAGCCGUCGUCAGUGAUCUCACGUUGAGGAUGGAACGAGGAAACGUUGAUUUGGAAUCUCUAGAGUGGACGCGAAUCCUCGACCUCCUUCGGCGGUUCGUCCUCGGUCAAAUGGCGAAAGAUUGUAGCGUGCUCUUCACGCUCAAUCCCGACGUCGGCGGCGGCGACGACGACGACGGACCGAAACGAGAUCGCAACCCCGCGGUACGAUUCGUCAAGUACCGCACGGUCGACGACGGCGUCUCGCGCACGUGCGCCUACAGGGUGCAAGUCAUCGACGCCUCGCUCAAAUCGUUCGCCAAAGCCGCGUCCUGGCGCGCGCGCGCCGAGGCCAUCGGGCCGUGCGUCCCCUUUGUCGACGCCGACGUCACCACCCGCGCCUUCGUCGAUGAUCUCUUCCGCGAUCUCGAUCCUUCAUCGUUCCGCUCUCGGCUUCUCACCGCUCUCGACGCGUCCGCCGUCCGCGAACCCGCCCUCGCGCCUCUGUCACGCCACCACACUUGA
Messenger RNA from Ostreococcus tauri, 1473 nucleotides. RefSeq names its product Inositol-pentakisphosphate 2-kinase. The coding region runs from base 1 to 1473 and encodes 490 amino acids. Gene Ontology annotation, biological process: inositol phosphate biosynthetic process. Gene Ontology annotation, molecular function: ATP binding; inositol-1,3,4,5,6-pentakisphosphate 2-kinase activity. NCBI's taxonomy places the organism in Eukaryota, Viridiplantae, Chlorophyta, Mamiellophyceae, Mamiellales, Bathycoccaceae. The record is from RefSeq and is a predicted model, not a curated record. Gene Ontology annotation, cellular component: nucleus. The transcript has a single exon.